AUGCCAGCAAGCUUCGAGCCGUCAAUGGUGGUGCCAGGUGACGGCGAGCGCUCCUCUCAGCUCUCAGCGCCAAGCCCGAGGAGGGAUUCGGAGACAAAGGCGCGCGAGCGCGACGGGCGCGGGUCGCUCAUGGCCUCGCAGAACUCCGAGACCGUGAAGCGCGAGCAGGCAGAGGCUGCCAAGAGGAAAACCAUCUCGGGCGCCAUCAACAGCGCCAAGCAGGCACUAGCUCAAAGCCGAUGGUACAGCAGCUCCACGGCUGUCGCGCUACGUGGCAUCCUUCAGGGAAGGAACUGGGCAUUGCUCAUGGUUAUAGCUUUGCUCCUCGCUUUAUUUAUGCCGGACAUUUGGGUCCUGGCGGGCAUCAAUGAUACGCUCGGGAUCGAUAUCGUCCUGACAAUGGUCAUGGUACUCUUCACGAUUGAGCUGCUCCUGCUCAGCGUCAUAGACUCACAUUAUACCCUCAGCUUUUUCCAGCUUAUGGAUGUGUUCGGCACAGUCUCAAUGAUUUUCGACAUCUCGUUUAUGCUUGGCGUCGCCGCCAACGAGCCUCAAGUAGCUUCAAACAGCGCGGACGCGACAGCCAACCUCAUGCUCUUGAGGGCAGCCCGAGCCGCCAAGGUUGGGGCACGAGCAGGCCGGCUCUCACGGGUUCUCCGCUUCCUCCGGUUCUUGCCUUUCCUCGCCGGCUCAAGUGGCUCAAGGAACUCUGUAGAUUCCCCAAAAGCCCUUCCACUGCCUUCAAGCUUGGCGCUCGAGAUCUACUUGAUUCGCCGCAAGGAGACUGGCAACACGGGCGUCCUCGAGGAGCGGGGCUCACCCACCGAAAUUGGUGAUGACACCGAUGAGGACCUCAAGGAGGAACCUGCUGGUGACGAGGAUAAUGUCCAGGGUGCUGCCGGGGGUUCUCCUAGGUUGGCAAUGCAUGUCGACGGCACGGGUGGCUCCCCUUCGCGAAGUAAGCGUGCUCGUGAUAAUGAUGGGCCUGAACCAGAAUCUCGUCGACCUCUAUCUCCUGGUGAUGAUCGCCCUGUCUCCUCCCGUGAGUUUCGUCAUCUCCUUCAAGAGCAUCUUCAAACUAUGACCCAAGCGUGGGGUGAGAUGAACGGUAGGAUGACCAAAGUCGAAAAGGAUGUUAGUGCCAACAAGACCGAAAAGGACCUGAUGUAUUCCCGCAUUGCCCAGACUGAGAGGAAGCAAGCUGAAAGCCUGGGUCGCAUCGAGAAGAUUGAGAAGGACCUUCAAGAAAUCCGUGCUUCGGGGAGUGCGAGUGGGUCCAAUGGUGGACAAGACGGUGCCAACCGCCCUGGCUCUGUCCUGGUGGCGAUGGCCGUGCUGAACCUGGACGUGAUGCAGCUGGAGGACGUGAGGGUGGUCCUCGUGAUGAAUUAUCUGAAGAAGAUCGACGUGAUCCAAUGCCUUCGUGCACAACCACAUCGGCUUGCCUCUACCAUGCAGGGUGGUCCAGAUCCUCUUGGACGACCGAUGUGGGCACAGUUUGUCAAGACUCGUGAGGCCCGACGCAGAAGUUCCCAUGGAUCGUUGCUUCGACGGGUGUGUCUACAACUUGCCAAGGAUGCCGCGCACCAGGGUGAGGCACACAAUCCUGCUGCGGUCGAGGAGGGUGCCUUUGAUGUGGACUGGAAUGCGGGCACGGUGUGGCUUGGUGAGUGGAAGCUUGGUUCAAGCACACAUCGUCCUCCGGUACAUGAGGAUGUCAAGUUGCUCUCGACCGGAUGGGUAGAUGUGGGCUCGGUUGCCAAGGCCCUGGGUGUUACCUGGGAUUCUGCACUUGGCGCCUUUGAGCGCGAGCUGUGA
Molecule: messenger RNA, 1818 nt
Organism: Symbiodinium sp. CCMP2592
Lineage: Eukaryota; Dinophyceae; Suessiales; Symbiodiniaceae
Source: the annotation of a GenBank genome assembly